Zingiber officinale is the source of this 1759-nucleotide messenger RNA. RefSeq names its product zinc finger protein CONSTANS-LIKE 14-like. Bases 53 to 1426 code for a protein of 457 amino acids. The transcript has 4 exons. The record is from RefSeq and is a predicted model, not a curated record. Gene Ontology annotation, molecular function: zinc ion binding; protein binding. NCBI's taxonomy places the organism in Eukaryota, Viridiplantae, Streptophyta, Magnoliopsida, Zingiberales, Zingiberaceae.
GGCUUCGCCAGCUCGAGGACCAGACGGAUAGCAACUAGGGUUUUUCUUUGAGAUGGAAAUGGCGGAGGCGAACGACGAGGCGGGGCGGCGGACGGCGUGCGAGUACUGCGGGGAAGCAGAGGCGAUGCUCUUCUGCCGCGCGGACUCCGCUCGGCUCUGCGUGGCGUGCGACCGCCACGUGCACGCGGCGAACGCCCUGUCGCAGAAGCACGUCCGCUCCCCGAUCUGCGAUAACUGCGCGGCGAUGCCCGCUGCCGCUCGGUACGCCGCCGACGCCCUCGCUCUCUGCGCCGACUGCGAAUGUGACUCCUACGGGAGCGCCGAAGGAAGCCAUCGCCACUCGCGGGUCUCUAUCGAGGGAUUCUCCGGCUGCCCCACGGCCCUGGAGCUCUCUGGUUACUGGGACUUGGAUCUCGCUGCCAAGAAGUCGGAUUCUUCUUCUUCCCUUCCUAUAAACCCCAUCCCGGACCAGUCGCUCUUCAUUUGGUCGCCUCUGGAUCCAGUCCUGGGCGCGGAUCCGGUAUUCAUCGACCUCUACGUGCCGUAUGCUCCCAAUAAGCAGGGUAUAGCCAAGCGCCAGAAGAACGCCCAGAGCAAGAAGCAGCUCUUCCAACAGCUUUUGGAGCUUUCCAGGACGGACCUGGUGGACUCGGCACCGGAUGAUCUCUGCCCCAGCACACCGCUUCGGACUGCCGGAAGUAGCCAGGAGAAUCUCCAUGAGCCACAGUCAAUGCAUCACACCUCCCUGCUCAUGCUGGAUCCCACGGGGCCUAAGGGGAGCGAUCGGUUUGUCGAACAGGAAUCUCUGCUGUGGGACUGCAGCCCGCCGGAUCAUCCCGUUCAGAUAUGGGAUUUCAAUCUUGGAAGACUAAGAGACCAGAAGGAAUCUGGUGCACUUGAAAUUGCAUACGGGACCAACAAUGAGGGUUUCAUGAUCAAGAGUUACAGUGACCUUAUCAAGGAAAACUCAAUCGCAGAUAUGAAAAUGUUGGAUGAAAUUGGCGAUGCCAGUUGCCCUUCCUCAAUUGAUGACAUAUUCUCAUCAAAUGCCCACCACAUACAGUCUCAUAAACAGAACAACAGUGCUGCAGCAGCCAAAUGGAAGCACAAUUCGAACUUCUCGGAAGUAAAAGGACCAACAGACUCCAUGCCAACCUUAAUUCAGUCUUUUGUUGAUUCAUCGCACGAUCUUAGCCGCACGAGACAAAUAUCAUUUGGAGAAAUCUUAGUCAGAAAUGAUAUUGUUAAAGAAACAAACAAGCUGGACAGCCAACUUCUGGCUAAAAACAGGGGCAAUGCCAUGAUACGGUACAGAGAAAAGAGAAAAAAUCGCAGAUUCGAUAAACAGAUUCGUUAUGUGUCGAGGAAGGCAAGGGCGGACAACAGGAAGCGAGUAAAGGGUCGUUUUGUCAAGUCCACUGAAUAGAUGUUGGCAUCGGAAAUUAAUAUUGUCGCUGUUGCUAAUCAAAAAAAAUAUUCUUUGACAAGCUUCAAUUGCGGCGGCAAUUUUUCUAUUUUGAUGCAGUCAUUGUGCUUGCGUGGUUACUGAGUUUGUGCUUCAUCUUGUGGCUUGAUUUCACAAUGAGUUUGAGAUGGUAGGAGCAAACUACUUCUCAAUAGGUUUCAGAUGAAAAUGUUACUUAUCAUGGUUUCUCCUCGCUUCAAGUCUCUUCCUUCAGUUAUAUGCAUAACGGAUGUUGCUUCUCCUGGAGUUUAGCUGACAUCUUACUAAAACUCCCAAUCUUAACUAGAUUUCUCU